Rotaria socialis is the source of this 1578-nucleotide messenger RNA. Lineage: Eukaryota; Metazoa; Rotifera; Eurotatoria; Philodinida; Philodinidae. The record is from the annotation of a GenBank genome assembly.
AUGUCAAUUGUGUAUCGUGUGAUACCAUUAGUACUUUUUCUUUUCGUCUAUAUUGUUGGUCUUAUCGGCAAUGGACUUUUAAUAUUUAUAGUAUUUCGCCAAAAGAAUUUACGGACCGUGCCAAACUUACUCGUUGUUAGUUUGGCAAUGGGAGACUUUCUAUUUGUUUUAUUUUGUGUACCAUUCGGAGCUGUCGCUUAUUCAUUGGAAUAUUAUCCGUUUUCAACGUUUUAUUGUCGUUUUGAAAAUUUUAUUAUUAAUCUUUCGCUUGGUGUUUCUGUGUUUUCUUUAUUAGCAUUGAGUGCCGAUCGUUAUAAAAUAAUUGUUAAACCAUUUUCAAGCCAUGCUAGUGACCCAGCAAACAAAUUGAAAACAAUUGUUAUAUCAAUUUGGUUCUUGUCUGUACUUCUUGCUUUGCCAGAAACAAUCUAUAGUGGCAUUAUCACUGACACAAUAACUGAAGCAAAUAAUAAAACAAUUAACUUAGUUUAUUGUUGGAGCCCCAAUGAAAGCGAAUUACUUUCUAAUCAUAGAUUUAUGAUUUCUCGACAAAUCUUACGUUUGAUUACUUAUUACAUAAUGCCACUUAUAUUUGUUUCCAUAUUUUAUAUACUUAUUGCAAAACGUUUAUUUCAAGCCAAGAGUGCCAUAUUAACACCAAUGUCAACACAAUCAUUUGUAAAUGAAAUAUCGAACGCAAAACGAGGACAAAUAAAUAGCAAACCAACAAAAACAAUAUCGAGCAGUACUCUUUCAAAUAAAAGUAACCUUCAAGAACAGCGGCGUCAAAAUGAAAUAAUUAGUAGUAAUUAUAAAAAAAAUCUUUCAAAACAUUCAAUAACACUUGAUAAUGAUGAAUUAUUAAAUUUGCGCGAAUCAUCAUCGUCAUCAUCGCGAACAGCAUCCUUAAGAAAUAGUACACAACGCAAUAGAGAACCCAUAUUUAAUAGUCCAACUAUAAAUAAUAAUAAUAAUAAUAAUAAUAAUAAUAUAGCUCUUCAUACAUUAUAUCGACAUGCCAAAGUAAAAAAGCAGCUGCGAGCACGACAUAAAGUUGCUAAAACUGUCCUCUUUCUAUGCUCAGUCUUUUUUAUAUGUUGGUUACCAAAGCAAAUUCAUGAUUUAUACUGGUUUAUUGGUGUAUUGGUUUAUUCGGCACCUUGGAAUCACUAUUGGCAAUUUAAUAAAACAUUAGCACUUAUUUUUUCUUAUACUUACUCAUGUAUCAAUCCGUUUGCUCUUUAUUUUCUUUCAACAACAUUCCGUCAUUUUUAUAAACGUUAUUUAUUCUUUUGGACAAAUACACCAUGCUGUUCAAAAGGUCAUCUAGCUAAUCAUAUGCAACAACAUCGUACUGGUGAUAAUGUAACGUUUAUUGAAUAUCAACGUAAUUCAUCUGCAAAUAAUGUAGCAAAUAUUUAUUGCGAUUUAAACCGAAUGAAAAAUUCAAGUUCUUUUCAACAAAAGCAAAACCUCAUGAGAAUGAAUCAAUAUUUAUCUUCUGAUGUACCAAGCACAGAAAAUGGUCCUCAAAUCAAUGGAGCUUCUUAUCCAUCAGUUACAAUAAAUCCAUGUUAA